Molecule: messenger RNA, 2388 nt
Organism: Patiria miniata (bat star)
Lineage: Eukaryota; Metazoa; Echinodermata; Asteroidea; Valvatida; Asterinidae
Product: serine/arginine-rich splicing factor 7-like
Exons: 4
Coding region: 113-688 (191 amino acids)
Biological process (GO): mRNA splicing, via spliceosome
Cellular component (GO): nuclear speck
Molecular function (GO): RNA binding; zinc ion binding
Source: RefSeq, a predicted model, not a curated record
UCACUGGUUCCCAGGAACCAAAAGGUAAAACUGCGAAAUUUAUUGCAGGUAAGAAAAGGCCUAAGCGGGAUACCAGAUUGCGGAAAGCCCAGGGAGAGAGCUACUUGUCAAGAUGUCACGCUAUUCUGCCACCAACUGCAAGGUGUACGUGGGCAACCUCAGCGACUAUGGAUCGGUGAAAGAGCUGGAAACGGCCUUCGGUGUCUUCGGCCCUCUGAAGCACGUAUGGGUGGCCAAACAGCCCCCAGGCUUCGCUUUUGUGGAGUUUGAGGACCAACGAGAUGCGUCUGAUUCGGUUAGGGAGCUGAACGACACUAUAAUCUGUGGUCGCCGCGUGGAGGUGGAAAUGGCCACCGGUGAGAAACGGCGCCGAAGUGGUGGUGACCGUCGCGGUGGCGGUGGUUACAGCGGUGGUGGUGGUGGCUACGGUGGUGGUGGUGGUGGUUACGGUGGUGGCCGCUACCAACAGCGUCGCUCCUUCAAUGAUGACAAAUGUUACGAGUGCGGCAAACCGGGCCACUUUGCCCGAGAAUGCCCCUACAACUCGCAUAGGAGACGUUCCCGGUCCAGGAUCUCUAGACUCCUAGGCCCUACUCAUGUUACUCGGGCGUUUUGGUCUCUGCGAGCUAACUCAUUGCGGCCGAAUUACGUGUGUCCACAAGUCCCGAAUCGUAUCCGAAAGCCAUGAAGCACAAGUCCUUCCGACCUAGUCCGAACCGCUAGUCGUUUCGUUAGCCAGCAAAGGCUAUCCGGUAUCUGCGAGCGAAACGCCCUUCUCGACCGGCGUCCAAUGCUUCAGCUGCUGCACUUCGUUUUACCUGCGAGCGUUUGCUACCACUGCAAAAUACUCCAAACCUUGAGUUUCAGCCAGCGUAAUGCCCUCCUAGCCAAAACCUCUACAUUUUGGUCUGCCAACUGGCUUCAUGCGCUCCAUACCCUUCCACAUCAAGCUAAGAUGCAUGAUACUACAACUACACUUCCGACAAAGGCUUCAGAAUACCUGCAGUGCGUUUGCUACUGCUGCAAAAUGCGUGAAAUCUUAAGUUACGACCUAGGUGCCCUGCUACAUGGGACCCAAACUCCUACAUGGUCAAAGCAAUGCAACAGCCCUUCAAAACACUUCAACUACAACUCCAACAACAUCUUCAUUAUCCUGCUAGUAUUACUACCUCUACACAACACUUGAAAGCACAAGUUACAACCUACAUUACGCCCUUCUACUCCAAACGUCUAGAUAGGUGCCGGCUAAUAGACUUCAUGCAUUUCAAACCAACCCUCGUCAAGCUCAGAAAAACGGCAACUACACUUCCAACAAUACCUUCAUUGCCUACCUGCAAACACCUGCCGCUUCUGCGAAUUAGGAAUUCUCCCCUCCUCCGCAUGUGUCCCAGUCUAAACUCCUAGAUGUUUGUAAGCCAGUAGGCACGCCAAGCCAUCGGCAAACUCAACUACACUUCCGCACAAUACCUUCAAUUUAACCUGCAAGCAUUUGUUUAUUCUGCAAAACGUUAACCUCCAUUUCAGCGUCCCUUGUAUGAUUCGUAGUCCAAACCUCUAGAUAUCUGUAAGGCUACAGACGUUUGAACGUGUCUCCAUCCACCCCCACUUCCGACGGUAGCUCCAUUUCACCUGCAAAAAGCGAUGGCUGCUGUGAAACCACAAUUUACAGCCACCAUUUUAGCUUCCUACAAGUCCCAGUCAGACCAUCUACAUGUACAUGUAGAUAUUUUGUGGGCCAGCAGGCAUUUGAAACCUAUCUACAUUCUACAUGUUCAUCAAUCUAAGAUAUCUCUAGACUUCAACUACACUUCCGACAAUCCAGUUUUUUUUCAGCCAGGACAUGUUGCAUGUACAAUUCUACGAAGUACAUGUCUGCACAACCCAUUUCUCCCUACUCCAUGAACAUGCACGUUGCUUCCCCCCACCCAAAAAAAAAGUCGACUCCUCUUGUGAUUGUUGCUUCCAGCGAAUAUCACGUCGAAAAUUGCACUCUUCUUGGUCUGAUGUACAUGAACAUGCAGGGAUAAUGUGAUAUCCGUGACAUGUAGGUCACAAUAAACUACUCUCUCACUAGGUAAUUUUUUUUUCUAGGAACGUGACCAAACCCUCCAAAAUCCACAACUAUGCUAGCCUUGAAUGCAAGGCUAUGUAGGUAGUUUAUCAGCAAGUGUGCAUUCAGCUCCACAUGGUGAAACCCCGAUCUGAUCAUUCACAAAAAGCACACAAUGCUAUCGUGCAUGUAGACGGUACUGUAUGCACUGUACUGUCUACCCACAUGCACUGCCACUAUGUGAGAGUCCAGCUCCGAAGAAGCACAGCCUUGAUGCAACUGUAAUUUCCGGGUUUUGCAGUUAUAAUGAGCCGCUUACGAUCAAACGGGAUCUGAUU